Neurospora tetraspora is the source of this 2922-nucleotide messenger RNA. RefSeq lists its product as uncharacterized. The record is from RefSeq and is a predicted model, not a curated record. NCBI's taxonomy places the organism in Eukaryota, Fungi, Ascomycota, Sordariomycetes, Sordariales, Sordariaceae. The coding region runs from base 373 to 2655 and encodes 760 amino acids. The transcript has 3 exons.
CACUCCUUUUUGCGAAGUCAUCACCACCAACAACACCACCAAUUACCACAGCGUAAUACUACUGCUACCACUACUCGAUCUUCAUCCGUCGCCAGUAUAUCCUCGUUCUUUUUGGAACCGUUCUUGGACAUACACCAUCUCGACUCGCCAUCUUCUGCCUCUGGAAAGACAGCCAUCGCCAACCCGCAAUCACUUACUGAAAAUUGCAUAAUUAUUUCUGUGGUAUAAAUGGUAUGACAACACUUUAUCGUUUGCGUUAAAGAGUCGACAUUGCGAAACCUUUCGAGUCGGCACCAGACAUUACGACGACAUUAUUAGUUUGGUCAUUUCAGCGUUGGAUUACAUCGAGAACGGGUAUCACGAUCGGUGAAAAUGGAGGGAGAUGUUGGAAGGCUUCAUUACGGCUUGGGACGCCGAGUCCCAGUCGUCAGACGUCACGGCAGCAUAGGAAUGGGUUCGGCAACGUUGGGAUCUCGGGUCCCCACGUCCGUUCUCAUUGCCCGCGCUGCUAGUUCUUCCUCGGACAAGGACUGCGUCGCAAACCCGAAUCUUUGCGAAAAGCCCGUGGGCGGUUCCGAGUUGACCAUUCCUAUUGUGCUGGGUCUCUGUAUCCCGCUUGUAGCUGCUUUCAGUGUCUUCUUCUACCUCCAUCGGAGAAACAUGAAGAAGCUGGCGAUCGAGGAGGCCCAUGACCCCCAUAAAUCCCUGGAUUUCGGCUUGGGCGAAAACGUGGGCGGAGGCAGAGCUAAACGGAGAAGCUUGCUGCCCGGCAUGGGAGGCGAAAAGGAAGGCGGCGGCGCCAACGGAUCGCGAUUCAACCGCCAGCAGAUGUCCAUGGACAUGAAUCUGUCCAGCCCUUAUCUUCUGCCGCCUGAUGCCCAUGGUUCUCAGUCAUCACUCAACUCUUUGGCCCGCACUCUCAACCCGCAAGAUGAUCCUUUCCGCCCGGUAACUCAGUACACUGCCAGUGAUGCUGCCUCGGUUCGAUCCAUGCCCAGGGGAACCGACAGGGCCACUCCUUCUCCAGCUCCAUUGCGCGGACCUCCUCCUCGUCAAGGUUCUAUGCCCAGGUCUCCCGAUCCCACUCACGCCAGGCCUGGUAAUGGACCAAACGGACCGCUGUCUCCUCGUGGAGGCAGACCACCUAGAAUCUCUGUUCAAGAUCCCUCUUCAAAUGCGACAUCAGACAACGAAACAAGCGACUCGGAGAAGACUCUGACCGGCUCGCCAAGGGAGCCUCCUGCUGCCGCCCAGAAGGACGGUCUCAAGCCUCUCGCUUCUCCUACCCAGCCGGUUAGCCCCUCGGAUUCUGCUGUAUCAAAGAAGGCUUCCACGGGCCUUGGUCUCGCUAAUAUUCCCGAGCCUAUGCAGGCUUCUAUCCACGAUGCUUCUUCGCCCUCUUCUACCCCUGCCAGCACUCCUCGCGAGCCUACUCACCCUUCAUCGGCUGCUCCGACUAUCCAACAGCCUCAAGAGUACUUUGAUCUCCCCAAGAUGCCCGAAGAGCCUGCGGAUGAUGAUGACCGGAGAGGACGUAACAUGCAGAGAAAGUCUCAGCUGUACGAUAAGGAUGGUCCUGGCCUAGCUGCACCUCAACCCGGUGAGAACCGCCGCUUGUCUGUCGGUUUCCGUCCUCUACCGCCUGAUGAUAUUAUGGAGUCCGAGGAUCCCGAGUACCGCGCCAACCGUAUCAGAUCUUUCUACAAGGAGUACUUCGAGGACAAGCCUGGUGACGCGCCUCCCGUACCGGCAUUGCCCAAGAAUAUCGGUCAGAUGCAAGGAAAGGGGCCUCAGCAACCACCGCAUAUCCAGGAUUACGACGAUCUUGCCGCGCCCUAUUUCGACCCCAAGGCGAAUGCCUUCGUCAUGCCUUAUGCUCAACCCGUGGCUCGCCGUGCCAUGACUCCUCCCCCUUCAGGCCAAAGAUUCCCCGGCCCUCGCGGACCUGGUGGUCCCCGUGGACCUGGUCACGCUCAAACUGGCAGCAUGAAGGGUAUGCCCCCCGGCAUCGGUGGUCCUCCCCGCCCUGGUUCUUCCGUUUCCAACCAGAUGGGCCCUCCCAGGAGACCGGGAUCUGCCGCUUCAGGCUAUGGACGUCCUCGUGCCGGUUCAGCGUUCGCUGGUAGCAACGCCGGUAGCCGUGCGGGUAGCAGAGCUGGCGGACCCCGCAAGCCCAUGCCUCCUCCGUCAGACCUGCCUACUCUUCCCGCGGCAUCCAUGAUGAAAGAUGAGUUCUCAAUCUUCAACGCUGCGGAUUUCGCGCCACCAGAGAGUAUCAAGGAUCGUGCCCGUGGCCGGUCUCAGAGCCCGGCCGGUGAGCGCCGCCCGUAUCAGAUGAAGGUUCCCGUGCACUCGCCAUUGGCGAAUGCCUUUGAAGACCUCCCCGUUCUGCCCAGCGCUCACACUCUCCGCAAGUCAAGCACAUUCACCGGUCUUGACUUCGCUCCUCCACCCAAGAUUGGCGGCGGCCACGCCAAAACCAACAGCGACGCCGGCUCGACCCACAGCAACCGCAGUGGUGCCCUGUCAAAUGCACAGCUCAAUGCUAUUCGCAGCGGCGCGGGACGAGUUGACCAUCUACCUGAGGACGCGCAGGUCUUCACGUUAGAUGCUGUGAAGGACAAACUGAAGCCGUCGUGGAAUACGCACUAUUAAGCGGAAUGGGAUGCAAAUUUUUAAUUGAUAAUGACGAAAGCCUUUCUUCUUUAUAUAUCCAUAUUAUUGAUUCCAGCACCCCCAGUUCUCUCUCUUGGACACGUCACGCUCUCGCGAAUCAUGCGUCAACGUUUGGUCAAUUGGUUAGGUGGUUGGGUAUGAGGACAUUACGACGAAGCGAAAACAUUUAAGCGAUUUGUUGUUGUUUUGGUGUCUGACCUCUUACUUCAUCUUACCAAAAGGACGACGACAGAGAGGCAGGGAGAG